This is a messenger RNA of Ochotona princeps (American pika), 1424 nucleotides long. Its product is annotated as HLA class II histocompatibility antigen, DO alpha chain. The record is from RefSeq and is a predicted model, not a curated record. NCBI's taxonomy places the organism in Eukaryota, Metazoa, Chordata, Mammalia, Lagomorpha, Ochotonidae. Gene Ontology annotation, cellular component: membrane; MHC class II protein complex. Gene Ontology annotation, molecular function: MHC class II protein complex binding. The transcript is spliced from 5 exons. Gene Ontology annotation, biological process: antigen processing and presentation of exogenous peptide antigen via MHC class II; immunoglobulin production involved in immunoglobulin-mediated immune response; peptide antigen assembly with MHC class II protein complex. Bases 34 to 810 code for a protein of 258 amino acids.
ACAAGACUUGCUUGGUGGAGGUACCAGAGGGCAAUGGCGCUGGCAGCAGGGCUGGUCCUGGGACUCCACACCCUGAGCAUCCUCCUGAGCCCUCAGGAAACAGGGGCCAUCAUAGCUGACCACAUGGGCUCCUACGGGCCAGCCUUCUACCAGUCUUAUGAUGGCUCGGGCCAAUUCACAUAUGAGUUCGACGGGGAGCAGCUGCUAUCCGUGGACCUGAAGGAGAAGGAGGUUGUAUGGCGCCUGCCGGAGUUUGGCGACGCGGUCCACUUUGACGUACAGGGCGGGCUGACCAGCAUCGCCAUGAUCCAAAUGCAUCUGGACGUCUUGGUGCAGCGCUCCAACCACACGCGCGCCGUCAGCGUGCCUCCGACGGUGACCGUCCUCCCCCAGGCUCCUGUGGAGCUGGGCCGGCCCAACACGCUCAUCUGCAUGGUGGACAACAUCUUCCCCCCGGUCAUCAAGGUCACCUGGCUGCGCAAUGGCCAGACGGUCACCCAGGGUGUGACCCAGACCAGUUUCUACACCCGGCCCGACCACCUGUUCCGCAAGUUCCACUAUCUGAGCUUUGUGCCCUCUGCUGAGGACGUCUAUGACUGCAAGGUGGAGCACUGGGGCCUGGAGCGGCCCCUGCUCACACACUGGGAGCCGCAGGUGCCUACUCCCCUGCCAGACACCACCGAGACCCUGGUCUGUGUGCUGGGCCUCACCCUUGGCCUAGUGGGCUUUCUGCAGGGCACCGUCCUCAUCCUCAUCGCCACACGCAUGUCCAGAGCCCCCAGGUGCAGAGGAUCUGCAAGUCUGCAAUGACCAUUCUGAGAGAAACAAGACUCCCGGAGACCCCUCCCCACCCAAGACAGUCGCUGUCUGAUCUUCAAAGCGCUCCCCCAUGGUGCUGCCUCAGACCGCCGUCUGUAGGUCCCCUCCUUCUGGGUCCCAGCACUCUUGGUGGGUUACUUGUGGGGCACCAGUUGGCUCCUGUUCCCACCCUAACACACACAUUCCUGCUCUGCCAGAAGCUCUGGCUAGCAGCCCAUAUUCUUCCACAGUGUUCCCCCUUUCCUUCUGCUUUCCACCAGCUCUCAGACACUUCCCUCAGGCUGUGGGAGAUGCUGGGAGGCAGUGGAGAGCAUUCUGGGACCUAGGCGAGGAAGGGCUGUGAGGAUUUGGUGUCUGUCUACAUCUGCUUAGAGAGCUCAGUGGAGUCCAGCCUGCCUCUGUGGUGCUGUCUCCUUUAUCUGCAUUUCCUGGAAGCCCACGCAUGACUAAGAAAGGCCUGGGAUUGGGGUGGUGAUGUUCCUCAGUGGGGUUAGUCGCCUCAAGUAGGAGAGUGGUGCCUGGGAGGAGCUUAGGUUAAGAGAGACCCACCCGAGCACAUGAAAUAAGUGGCCUGGAAGCUUCAAUUUUACUGUGAGUGAAAUUAA